Crotalus tigris (Tiger rattlesnake) is the source of this 4416-nucleotide messenger RNA. It is a transcript of the gene LASP1, whose product is annotated as LIM and SH3 protein 1. NCBI's taxonomy places the organism in Eukaryota, Metazoa, Chordata, Lepidosauria, Squamata, Viperidae. The transcript is spliced from 7 exons. The record is from RefSeq and is a predicted model, not a curated record. Gene Ontology annotation, cellular component: focal adhesion. Gene Ontology annotation, molecular function: actin filament binding. The coding region runs from base 353 to 1045 and encodes 230 amino acids.
GGCGUGGGAGAGUAAGGUAGAAGGUAACCUGAACAAAAGGCGGGCUGCGUAGAGGAGGAAUAGGGGACGGGUCAGCCGAGGGAACCUAGCGCUUGCUGGACGUGGAGCUGAAGCAGGCCUUCAAAGAGUGGAGUGGCAAAUUUCCUGGUUUAGUUAAAUUACAUGUGCUUUUUGUGAAUGCCUCCACUGGGCCAUUAUUGCAACUUAAAAAGCGACUUAAUGGUUGAGGAGACAACAUCAAGUGUGAGGUACCACCUGUGGAACAGCGAUUGAUGACACGUUGAAAGCUUCAUACUUUGGAGGAGGGUAGACGUACUGGCAUAAAGCAUGUUUUCAUUGCGAAGUCUGCAAGAUGACCCUCAACAUGAAAAACUACAAGGGCUAUGAGAAGAAGCCAUACUGCAAUGCACAUUAUCCAAAGCAGUCCUUCACUAUGGUGGCUGACACUCCAGAGAACCUGCGCCUUAAGCAGCAGAGUGAACUUCAGAGUCAGGUCCGCUAUAAGGAGGAAUUUGAAAAGAAUAAAGGGAAGGGCUUUAGUGUGGUGGCAGACACACCUGAAUUACAGCGAAUCAAGAAAACUCAAGAUCAAAUCAGCAAUAUAAAAUACCAUGAGGAAUUUGAGAAAAGCAAGAUGGGUGCUCCUGGAGGAGAGGGAGGUGAGCUGGAACACCGUAAUUCCCAAGAAGGUGCCAAUUACAGGAGACCAGUUGAACAGCCACCUCUGUCACAUCAGCAACCUCAUCAUGCCCAGCCAAGUAACCCUGUUUACCAUCAGCAGCCAUCACAACAACCAGCCUCUCAAUCAUAUGGCUAUAAGGAACCAGCAGCACCAGUCUCAAUACAGCGUAGUGCCCCAAGUGGAGGAGGAAAACGGUUCCGUGCAGUCUAUGAUUACAGUGCAGCCGAUGAAGAUGAGGUUUCCUUCCAGGAUGGUGAUAUUAUAAUCAAUGUGCAGCAAAUUGACGAUGGCUGGAUGUAUGGCACUGUUGAGCGGACCGGUGACACAGGCAUGCUUCCAGCUAACUAUGUGGAGGCUAUAUGAGCUCUGUUGUAGGGCUACCCUGAAAGCCAGCAGGGGAAGGGCUCUUUGGGGGUUUUGUUCCCUUAUCACUUAUUUGCUCUUUCUUGUUACCCAUCAUUUAUUAUGUUAUGAAUUUUUGACAUGGUCAUUUUUUUUUCUACCAACUUAGCCUUGAUUUGGAGGCAUACGAACUUGGGAGGGGUAUCAUGUAAUUCCCUUUCCAUCCUUUUCCUCAGCCUUCAUGGAACAUAGCACUGUGCCCUUCUCCCUCUCCCUAGAGCUGUAUUUUUUGGAACUGAUACUUAAUGAAAUAAAUCAUACUACAACUGCUAUAUGGAUUAAGAAGUAGUGUAGGAAGGCCCAAAAACUGUUGAUUUAGCUGGCGGAGAAGGAGAGGAAUGUCACACUUUCAGUAACUUUGGGAAAAUCUGAACAUUUUAUUGAAAAAGAUUAUCAUGAUGUCUACAGUGUUGACUUGCCCAUUUAUUCUAUCUAAUUUUCUUUUCCAUUUGAAAGAAAUAAAAGUAUUUUUAAAAGCAGGAGCACCUUUUGUGCACUCAAAGCAGUGAGCAUACAUGUAGUCUAUGUGGAAGACAUGGAAGCUGCAGCAGUUUCUGGUAUAAAGGUACUCUAUACAGAUGGUUGAGCGAUCCUCAACCUUUUUGGCUUUGCUGAUCGGCGGGGAGGGAAAGGGAAUGGUUAUGUGUGAGCAGUGAGCAAGUGCGUGGGCAGCCCUAUUUCCACAAGUGGCAGGCAGCGCUGAUCUGCCACUUGUGCAAGUAGAAUUGCUUGUGUGCCACUUGCCCACCACUUCCCCAGCCCAGUUCCAAAUGAACUAAGGCUUGGUAGUGGGCCGGGGGCUGGGGACCCCUGAUUUAACAAGCUUCAUUAUAAUGUUAGCAUUGCCUCUUAGAUGCCAUGACUCAGUCAGGAUGGAUCUCUAGUUUGUUCUGAUACAUGGCAUGAUUAGACAGUAAUCAGAAGAACGCUCAUGAAGAGUUGCCAGUGAAACAUUUAACCUGCAUAGUUCAAAGACAUCAAGAAAGUCCAGUUGCCUUUUUUUAAAGCAGCUUUGGGACAACUGUGAUCAUGAUAACUAAGAACCUCCAUGGAGGCCCCUUUUAAAGCCUGAGUAUCAGUUUACUCCUUCUUUUUCCAGGCUCCUGACUUCAGUUGGUAUUUAACAUGUGGAAAUAGGCAAAUUCCCCCAAGUUUCUCUGUAUCCACCCUAGCAAAAAGAGUCACAUUUUCUACAGAGGUGCUAUCUUUGGGAUCACAUUUUUAUUUUUCAUAAGUUUCUGUUCAAAGUAAAUUCUUGUAUGAGCAGUUUUUAACUAGGAUUCAAAAUCUUAGCAGCAGAUUAAGAAACGGCUCCCUGUUUGUAUGCCAUUUGAGCCAAGCAAUGUUUACAGUCUUUUCUCUUUUCUACUGUUUCUUCUGGGUAGACCUGGCCCUUGGGUAAAGUUAUCAGGUGAACAAAGUUUUUUUCACUAGAAAUAUUCCACUUUCUCCUUCUUUGCUGUCAAGCUGACAGUCUCUUUGCUGCUUGGGAUAGUAUCAUGGACCAAAAUCAAAUUUCUUAUAGAAGUUGCUAUUAAAAAAAUAUCAGGGAACUGCUACAAAACUGGAAAUUUAUGUUGCUUGGAUAAUGUAAUUGAGCAACAAAGCUGAGAAAAUUACUGAAAGUGUGAAGUUCUUAGAUUAUUCAUUCAUUCAUUGGGCAGAAACUGCUUUCUCUUAUUUUUAAAGCUCUCCCAAGACUCCCCCCUCCAGUUCAGCAAUGUACAACCUGCUCUCUGUCACAUAGUAGAAAGUAUCCUGAAGCUGAUAUUUGUAACAUUUAAAUAUGCUACAGUUAUCUGCAGUGGAAGUAAUCUGCAGGAAAUAGGUGUUUAUUAUUUUAUUUGGUAGCAAACUCUGUUGUGACCAAGAUAAGUGAAACAAUUACAAAAGGACUUUCAAGACAAUUCACUUAUUCUUUCUGGCUUUGUUCUUGUUACCUCUCCAUUGUAAAGGACCAACAUGAUAAAUUCUUACUACUUUCAAUUUUUCUGCCAUUCCAGAGCUGUUUAUAUAAUUUCUUGAUCUCUGCUUUUUCCCUUGCAUACGUUAGGCACGUAAAGGGCUGGCAUUUUCUCUGUAUUAUUUCCACUGUUUCUGGGAGUUUUUUUCCUUAACUUUCUUUGCACUACAAAGCAUAUACAGUUAAGAAUAAAAAAGCACCCAUCUCUUACAAGGGGUGCAAGCAAGGGGAUUCAUUAAGCAAAAAUUAAGAAAAACCUUUUACCUCAAUGUAUAGUUCCUCCAAAUUUAAGUAAAACGGUGUUCCAGUAUAUCAUUCUGGUCUUGUACUUCUUCAUAGUUAGCAUAUGUUUGCUGGUUUCAUUUGAGCUCCUUGCCUCAUAACAUUAAAAAACUCUUAUACAUUAUUCCAAUCAGUAUAGAAAUAGGGAUUAAAUUAUCAAGGCAUCCUUUUCUUCAUGUUGUAGAAGCACAAACAUUUUAGAAUCUUAUAUCUUAAAAAUCCUAGUUUCUUUUUUUCCCUUAAAUGCUUGCACUAGUGAAAAAGAUGUUCAAGGAAGGAAUGUCUGUUUCCUCAUACCAUAGCAUAAUUCCACGAACUCUGUUGGAGCCACUAGAAAGGCCAGUGAGAAUGGUAGCAGGCUUUCCUGUCAGAAGGCAGUUUGUAGAGGCCUGUAGGUGUCUAGGGACCACUUACCCUUAAGUGAGUUUUUAAAGGGUGCCAAGAGGAGUGACUGAUGGGGAUGAGAUCACUACAUUCUUGGUGCAGUUUUCCUGACUGAUGAGAAAUAGGCAAAAUCAUGUGGACAAUCCUGCAAAGGCUAUCUUUUCAUGAGGAAGAUACAAAGUAACAUAAUGUGAAUAAAUAUUUUUAGAGGACCAAAUAAAGUUACAAUAAAAUAACUCAUUUUUUAAAAAAAUCUCUUCUAGCUUUUUCACCCCUUCCUUGAAAUAAAUGGUUUGUUAUUGCUUGGUUUAUUUUUUUCUGCCUUCUUUGACUUAUGCACUUUUAUCUUUGUGAUUUUUUUCCAAUAUCUGAAAAGCACCUAAACCUGUAUUUAAAUAAAUAAAAUGAAAAAAAAAGAAAACAGCUAAAAUUCAUCUCUGUAGCCAUUGUUAUUCAUGUCGUGUCUUCUAUACAUCUUAGAUUUUCAAACUAGAAUUCAGUGUCUAAAUUAAUGACUUUAAUGAUUUGUUUUGAACUAUAUUUUGGGGUUUUCAUUUAUUAUCUUUGUAUAUUUCUUCGCUGUGGGCUUACACUCCCUCUCAAAAUCAUUUGGCCUUUUCCAAUGGGACCAUAAAAUCAAAUGUAGUACCAGUUCUCUUCUGGUUUAUGCCAAUUUAAAAAUAAAAAUAUAAUUUGUACCUGC